Molecule: messenger RNA, 1914 nt
Organism: Ostreococcus lucimarinus CCE9901
Lineage: Eukaryota; Viridiplantae; Chlorophyta; Mamiellophyceae; Mamiellales; Bathycoccaceae
Exons: 1
Coding region: 1-1914 (637 amino acids)
Molecular function (GO): protein binding
Source: RefSeq, a predicted model, not a curated record
AUGCGCCGUCGACGCCCGUUCGCGCGCGCGUCGUCUCGCUUCGUCGCGUGCGUCGCGCUCGCGCUCGCGUGUUGGUCGAGUCGUUGCGAAAGCACCUCGGCGAAAGACGCCGACGCCGCCGCGCGCGCGCUUCGCGAUGAACUCUCGACGCUGCGACAUGCGCUUCAAGAGGCGAAAGAGGCGUCGACGGCGCUCGGGAAGGCGGUGCACGGCGCGGAGCGGGCGUUGAAGAGGAUGGGCGGAUUGGUGAAGACGCCGGGCGUCGCGGCGACGGACGAGACGCGAUGCGACGCCGGAGGUCCGACGAAGGACGACGAGAUGAGUUUCGACGGUGAUUCGAAGCGCGUGGCGUCGAGCUCGAUGCCCGUGUCGGGCGAAUUGACGCUGGAGGAAAUACGUCGCGCGGCGGAGGAACACGUGCGCGCGGCGCUCGCGGGGGAAUCGAAACGCUCGAAGACGUUUUCAGACGCGUUCGAUCGUGUGUCCGCGGCGCGGGUGAGUACCAAGGUGACUGCGGUGCACGUGCUCCCUUUUAGAAACGGGAAGGCGCGUAAGGCGAGAUAUUACGCAACGGGCGACGAAUUCGGGCGAAUCGUGGUGCGGAGAACUGAGACGGGCGACGCCGAGUGCGAAGUACAGACGAACACCUCGGCGAGCGUGCGAUCGAUGACGGCGUAUUUAUUGGCUCUGAACACAACGGUGUUGGUCACCGGGCACGACGACGGCACGGUUGCGUUCACGAAGAUUGAACAAGAAGUCGUCGAAAACGUCGGCCCGGACGCGGACGCGUUUCCAACAGAUUACACCUUGCGAGCGUCUUCACUCGCCGCGAUGACGGUGCGGGAAGCGAAUGCGAAGUAUAGAGUGAAACUUCGGGAGCUCGGUAAAACGUCUCGGGCGUCGUCAUCGUCGUCUGGGGCGUUAGAACACGUGGAGGAGAGCUUUCCGGUCGAGGCGUUGGGAAUGUAUCGCAUCAUGGGUAAGCGAUACGUCACGGCGGCGGACACUGACGGUCGCGUCGUCGUUUUCCUGCCCUCGCUGGGUAAUUUUGCGAACGUCCACGGCGUGUUCUCCGCCGGUUCCAAGGUUUUCGCGUUUCGUCCGUACAACAAAGCCGUCGUCGCGCUCACUCGACGAGGCGUCGCGUACGCCGACAUCAACGCGUUUACGACCAAAUCGUAUGCGUGCGAUGGUUUAAUGCGCUACGACAUCGCCAGCGCCACGUUUGAUCCACGAAUGAGCUCGAGAUUGACGGGUAUCACGACCGAAGGUCACGUGAUCUCGGGUUUCGUCGCCCUGGAUGGGCCGAGGACCGGGUGUGUUAUUUACAGCGGCGCAGAGACACACGAGUCUCGAGUAUCCGUCACCACGAUCGCCGCCCUCAGAGGCUAUGUCGUCGUCGCCAUGAAUGCUGGAUUGGAGAUUUUAAACAUCACCAACACGAAGAUAGCUAAGCGCGUGCUGCACUCGAGCAAUCGUUGGCAGCUUGCGGACGAAGGCGUGACGCCGACGACGGCGGGCGAGUACGCGCCGGUGAUCGCGUCCGACGGCGAAAGCCAAAUAGUCAUCAGCCACCCCGACGAAGGUGCAGUGUUUGUGUACGAAAGUGCGAUGUACGUCGCCGCCCCGGCCAGUUUACUCGGCGAAAAUCCUUGGUUUCAGCCGCUGGCGGUGAUGAUCGCCCUCGGCGUCGGCAUAUGGAGCUAUCGGCGGCAAAAGAUGUCGUUCACGCCAGAAGCCAGAAGCUCGUCCCACAACGAAACUAUGGAAGCGCUGCGAAAGUUAGGUUACGGGCAAGACAUGGCGCGCGCGCGCGCGCUCGUGUCCGGCGAGACGCGACCGGGCUACGAGCCGUGGACGCCGGCGACGAUUCGUAAGGAAGUCGAGGCGGCUCGACUGAACGGCGAUUUGUGA